Molecule: messenger RNA, 462 nt
Organism: Sinocyclocheilus rhinocerous
Lineage: Eukaryota; Metazoa; Chordata; Actinopteri; Cypriniformes; Cyprinidae
Product: protein jagged-1b-like
Exons: 2
Biological process (GO): Notch signaling pathway; multicellular organism development
Cellular component (GO): membrane
Source: RefSeq, a predicted model, not a curated record
AUGGACAGAGACCGAAAGAGUUGGCACUCCUGGGAGAGAUCGAGUACGGACAGGAGGAGUGCUGGUAGGGCGAUGAUAAGGGCUGUUGAGCGCGGACAGCACUGGAGCGUGAUUUUCCUGCUCUCGCUUGCGCUGCAGCCGCAGGUUGUGUGUGCGGUGGGCACAUUUGAGGUGCAAAUUCGACAAUGGCUAAACCCUCUGGGCUUUCUACAGAGUGGUCAGUGCUGUGACCCCCAGGCCAGUGGGGGGCAGCACUGCUCAUCAGCUGAUCAGUGUGACACCUUCUUCAAGGCCUGUCUGAAGGAGUACCAGGCUCGGGUUGCACCAAUCGGCACCUGUACAUAUGGCACUGGCAGCACAUCUGUCCUGGGUGGCAACUCCCACACCUUACAUCACCAUGGAAACGAGGGAAGCAACAGCAGAAAUGGACGAAUUGUUAUCCCAUUUAAAUAUGCAUGGCCA